This is a messenger RNA of Morone saxatilis (striped sea-bass), 7416 nucleotides long. RefSeq names its product partitioning defective 3 homolog. Gene Ontology annotation, biological process: microtubule cytoskeleton organization; cell adhesion; establishment or maintenance of epithelial cell apical/basal polarity. NCBI's taxonomy places the organism in Eukaryota, Metazoa, Chordata, Actinopteri, Moronidae. Gene Ontology annotation, cellular component: apical plasma membrane; apical junction complex; cell cortex. The record is from RefSeq and is a predicted model, not a curated record. Gene Ontology annotation, molecular function: protein binding; phosphatidylinositol binding.
AUUGGUUGGCGUGAGGAAACAUUCUUAGUGCCUGCUCUGACAUGUGGGCGCAGUGUCAGUCCAGUGGUGCGCUCCGCUGCUGGAGAGGCUUUCUGUUGGGAACUUUCUGUAAGUGAGUCAACACGGCACAGGGAGGACGCCACCCAGCCCCGCCGCUGGAUCCAAAUGCUGGGCUUCUUUCUUGCCCUCCCGAGGACGCAGGACACAAGAGACAACUUCACUUUCGACCUCUUCGCAAAGACCGGGGAUUUAUCGUUUAGCCUUCGUGAGCGGGGAUGGUUUUUGUCGUUUUGACGCGGCUCUUUCCUCUGUGGAAUUAACGCGGCGGAGGAGAAAUGAAAGUGACGGUGUGUUUCGGGAGGACCCGGGUGGUCGUUCCGUGCGGAGAUGGGAAUGUAAAAGUCUUUUACCUGAUCGAACAAGCGGCCAUGAGGUAUAAGAAGGCGAUCGCAAAGGACCCCAGCUACUGGGUCCAGGUCCACAGAUUGGAACAUGGAGAUGGAGGCAUUUUGGACCAGGAUGACAUGCUGUGUGAUGUGGUGGAUGACAAAGAUAGGGAUGGUACCAGUGCCAGCUCCACAGGUACACAGAGUCCAGAACCCUUUGCCAGUGACAUGAGUUCGGCAUCGGCCUUCCAGCCCUACCAGGCCAACAGUGAGAUCGAGGUCACCCCAACCGCUCUGCGGUCAAAUAUGCCUCUCCAUGUCCGUCGCAGCAGUGAUCCCUCCCUGGCCGGCCUUCCUCCGGGCGAAGUCCUGGUGGGUCCAGAGGAACCGUCCAGAAAGAAUCCAACUCGCUGGUCCACAACUGCUGGCUUUCAAAAGCACAACCAUAAACCAAAUACAAGUGCAGGCACCGGCAGCCUGGAACGAAAGGGUAGAGGAGGGCAUGCCUAUCGGAGUCUUCCUCGUGAUGCAAGUGGCUGGACCACUCAGUUCCAGAGAGAGAUGACUCGAUCUUCGCUCAGCGCCAACCAUCCAAUGGUGGACCGAUGGCUUGACCGGCAAGAACAGGAGGAGGAGGAAGAAGAGCAAAGGAGACAAGAAAGGAGGAUUGAACGGAUAGAGCCAGUAGGGAGAGCUGAUUCUUCAUUGGAACAUUCACCUGUGUUAAACCUAGAAGGCAUGCUCAAGCCGGUGGAGGUGUCCAAUGAAGGAGGGCCCCUGGGUAUCCACGUAGUGCCUUUCAGUGCGCAGGACAUCAGGACUCAGGGCCUGCUAGUGAAGCGUCUGGAGCGUGGGGGCAAAGCAGAGCAGGAGCGUCUCUUCAAGGAGAACGAUUGUAUCGUCAAAAUUAAUCAGGGAGACAUUCGCCACCUGCGCUUCGAACAAGCCCAGAACAUUUUCAGACAGGCAAUGCGAUGCCCGGUCAUCCUCUUCCAUGUAGUCCCCGCAGCUAUGAAGAGGCAGUACGAGCUGCUUGCGGCCCAGAGUGAGCUCAGCCCUCCACAGUCCAACAGAGUCCGCUUUAGCCAAGAUUCUCAGCUGCCAGGGGACAGGUCCAGCCUGGUGGGGGGGCUGAUGUCCAGGUCUGGACCAGAACCAGGCCUCAACCACAACCAUCAGGGACCCCUGGCAGGAAGCACUCCAGAGCCAAGUCGACGGUACGCCACAUUACCCCACAACUUGGUCUCCAGGACCUCGUCAGCCCCCUCUCCCUCCCUGCAGCGCAGGGUAAGCACAAACCCGUCCACCAGCUCCUACCUGAAGAACAAAGGCCGCAGGUUCAAUAUCCAGCUGAAGAAAGGUCCAGAGGGUCUUGGGUUCAGCAUCACUUCCAGAGACGUCCCCAUUGGUGGCAGUGCUCCCAUUUAUGUCAAAAACAUCCUUCCUCGAGGGGCCGCAAUCCAAGAUGGCAGAUUAAAAGCUGGAGACCGGCUGCUGGAGGUUAGUGGAGUGGACCUGAAUGGUAAGAGCCAGGAAGAGGUGGUGGCCCUGCUCCGAGCCACGCCCAUGGGUGGGACUGUGAACCUGUUGGUGAUUCGCCAAGAGGACUCCCUGCUGCCCAGAGAAGUGCAGCCAGAAGAAGAUGACAUGGUGUUAACACCUGAUGGUACAAAAGAGUUCAUGACCUUUGAGAUCCCUCUGAAUGACUCGGGCUCAGCAGGCCUGGGGGUCAGCGUCAAGGGUAACCGGUCCAAGGAGAACCACACUGACUUGGGCAUCUUUGUGAAAUCCAUUAUCAAUGGAGGUGCUGCUAGCAAGGAUGGGCGUCUACGUGUUAACGAUCAACUCAUUGCAGUCAACGGGGAGUCAUUGCAUGGGAUGACCAACCAGGACGCCAUGGAAACGCUUCGCAAAUCCAUGUCUGUAGAGGGCAACAAGCGAGGGAUGAUUCAGCUCAUUGUGGCGCGGCUGGUGUCCAAAAACAAUGAGGAAGCCCCUGGCAGCCCACCAGUUUUAGAGCAUCCUGUGAAUUCUCCACUGGACAACCAUGAGCGCCGGAUUUCCCACUUGUAUGAAACCAUCGAAGGCUUGGACAACAUCUCCACACCGCUGACUAAUAUGAUGGGACGCAUUGGUAACUACCAGCUCUCUCCAACUGUGAACAUGCCGCAGGACGACACAGUGAUGAUCGAAGACGAUAGGCCGCCCCUGCUUCCUGCCCACCUUUCCGACCAAUCAUCCUCCAGUUCCCACGAUGACAUGGGCUUUGUGGGAGAGAACCCGGUGCCCUGGAUCCACGAGCUGCCUGAUCAGAAUGAAUGCUCACUCAGUCCAGAUGCAGACGCUGACGGUUCGUUCCAGAGGGAGGGCUUUGGUCGCCAGAGUAUGUCAGAGAAACGCACCAAACAGUAUGAAAACGCUGCUCACCUGGAGAUCGUCAAGACACGCAAGUCCAAGAGCAUGGAUCUAGGUUCCGCAGAACAAGAGGUCGGACCCUCCCUGGGCCUGAAAAAGUCCAGCUCCCUUGAAAGCCUCCAGACGGCUGUUGCCGAGGCAAAAAUAAAUGGUGAGAUCAACGUUAACAGGCCACGCUCACGGAUCGUCAGGGGCCGCGGCUGCAAUGAAAGCUUCCGAGCUGCAAUUGACAAAUCGUACGAGAAACCUGGCGUCACAGAGGCAGAAGAAGAGAACAGCAUGGAGACUUUGGACGAGGACACAGAGGGAAGUUCCAGAUCUGGUCGGGAGUCAAUGUCCACCAGUGGCGACCUCAUUGUGCGCCCUGGGCUGAACGGCUCCAUCUCCAAAGCUGACAGACAGAAAGAUCGGGACAAGGUUGGGGGAAAGGAAAAGAAGAAACCUGACAGGGAUAAAGAGAGGGAGAAAGACAAGGACAAGAACAAAGCCAAGAAAGGCGUGCUGAAGGGCCUGGGCGAUAUGUUCAGGUUUGGAAAGCACCGGAGGGAUGAGCGGCCAGGAGACAGGAUGGAGAGGAAGGGCUCCAGUAAAUCUAAAGCUGAGGACAUGCAGGCGUCAGAAGAGGAGACCCUGCGGAUGAGGCUGGAACAAGAGAGGAUCCAGGCCAAGACACGGGAGCUUCGGGAGAGGCAGGCAAAGGAGAGGGAAUAUGCUGAGAUCCAAGACGUUGUCAGCCGCACGUUCAGCUCAGAUGAGGAACACACCUACGCUGGCAUCGAAUCAUUAGACUCGUCGGUGGAUAGCAGCAGCAUGGACCCUUACAAUCACCACUACCAUCUUCCUCAGAGUCCCCAGAGUCCUCACCUCCCCAUGAGCCUUCCGGACAAUGGUCCACCCCUGGAAGCUCUGUAUGCCCAGGUCAACAAGCCACGCAAUGGAUGCCCUGCAGCUCCAGACAGCAGUGACAUGGCUCCCAGUAACCACGACCGGAUACAAAGGCUGAGGCAUGAGUUCCAGCAGGCCAAGCAGGAAGAGGACCCCAAGGACCUUCAGCACACCUACAGCUUUAACCAGUCCUGGGUGAGCAAUGGGACGGAGACACAGAGCGGACGCCAUUCAGUAACAGUCGAUUCUCAGGUCCAGAAACAGCAGCAAGAGGACAGAGACGGUUUCCAGCAAGCACAAAGACAGUACAGCUCCCUGCCACGGCAACCUCGCAAGAACCCCAGCACGGUGUCCCAGGACUCAUGGGACAAGGCGUACAUGCCCGCAGAGGGAUUCCAGACAUCCAAGGAGAACCCCCGCUACUCUGGUGGCCAGGGAUCACGAAACGGCUACCUGGGAACGUCCAGCUUCAACGCCCGUGUCCUCCUAGAGACUCAGGAGUUGCUGAGGCAGGAGCAGAGACGCAGAGAGCAGGAGGCCAGCAAAGCCAGGCCACCUCCUGCACAGGAAACCCCCAGCGGCAGCACCUACGACCACAACAGAGACCACACUCAAGCCCCAGUCUCUGCCCCGGUGCAGGCCCCGCCUCAGUCCAAGGGCCCCUACAGACAAGACGUACCCCCGUCGCCUUCUCAGCUUGCCAAGCUCAGCAGACUUCAGGGUUCAGAGAAAGGGAGGCUGUUUUACUCCUGAGACUGUAGCAAGGAACUGUAAAUGUUUGAGAGAGUAGGACUGAUUAAGAUGCAUUAACUGGGAAAAACACAAAGAGGGCAAUGAGUCUGUUUUUAUAAAAAGCUGAGAUACAAAGAUUUUUAUUGGACUGCUGAAAGAAAAUGUUAAUAUUUAAAAAAAGAUUUUCUAAUGAUAUGAACCAUUAUCUGUUUGUUGUCACAAAAAGAAAUGAUUCCAGAUCUUUUUCUAUCCAGCAUCAUGAUCAUCUAACUAUGUGUAUAAGUGCCUUCUUGUCCUUCAAUUGUUCACCUUUUUUAGGAACAGCCCCAUUUCUUUUGGCUCAUGAUGUGCCGCUUUGACCCAUCCAUCUGACACAUUCAGUAGAGGCAGACAUCACAGCAGAAGGCAAGGUUUGAGCCAUCACUGCAUCGCCACAUGUGACAGCAGUCUGACCUAAACAUCAUAACAGCAAGCACAAGGCACGGCCCAGGCAAUUUCUUUUGUACCACUCGGCACUGGCGGGGAUCUCAGUCAAUACCACGCUUGUGUGAAUGAGGCUUAUUUCUGCUGUUCAUGCGGACUUUGUUGAGCACUUCCGCGUUUCUGUGUGUGAAGUUUGUGUGAACGUAUGUGUGUGUGAGUGCUGGCAGGAGUGGGCGAGUGGUGACAGAGUGUGGAGGUUAAGCAGUUUGUGUGAACUGUGGAGUCAGAGCUUGACCGCUCACCCCCUCCUCAGCUCAGAGAAAUGUCCUUUUUGGUUUCAGAUACUGAGUGUGUAUCCUCCUUCCAAGCCCCUCUUGUAAUCAGUAUGAUAAUCCUGAAUUCUCUCUUCCUCUGGUGGCCGCUUUAUCUCCCUUUUUUUCCCUUCACAUUGUCACCCUCACCAUACGGCACUCUCACUGGAGGAAAACAGCUUUAGAUUUCCUUUAUUCCUACCCUGUCCCACCCACCCGGGAAAUCCAGCUGUAUAAAUGGGGUCAGGUCUGGGUUAUUAAUUAUUGUUCCUCAUUAAAAAUGAAUGGGGCCCCUUUGUGUGUGUGUGUCUGUUGUCAUGUAUGACGAGAAGGAAGAAACAGCGACCUUGUCGGCGUGGCUCUGGCCCCGGCCUUGCCUAGAAUGAUUUGGCUGUAACCGAAGACUGUUGGCCCCUAGGUGUCUGAGUUGUUCCUCGCUGAAUAUUUCAUCAGGGUGGUUACAUUGGAAGCCACAUCGGCUCUGCAGUGGGUGGCCUCAGUGUGGGACUGCGUAUCCAUCAGCCCGAUACAAUAGAGCUGAUUUUGUUUUCCUUUCAUGAUUAUGUCCAUUGCUAGAAAACCAGUUGGGAGCUUUCCAGUUGUUCAAUCGAUAAUUAGUGGUGCAUUUUUCAAAGUGUGUGUCAGAGUCUAUAUGUAUGGCCCUCUGUGUAUUUGUGUCUUUGUGUGUGUAUUUCUGUGUUCCUGUAUUUCCAUCCUUGUAAGAACAAGAGCCAGAAUUUUGAGCUUUAGUUGUCAUAUCGAGGCAGUUAUAAUGAGGUCCAAAUUACUUAAUUGAUAAGAAAAAGUUAAGAAAUUACACUGACUUACUGUUUAUUGGACCAGAUUUUAGGGGCCAUUUUGCCCUUUGAUACAUUUACAUGCACUCAAGAAACCAGGUUAGAGAUAACAGUUACUGUAGUAACCUGGUUACAGUAAAUCUGUGUACCUGUGCAGCAGGUCAGAUUUCUGUCCUAGCCCAUUAGCAUUAACUAUUUAUUUUAACUUUAACUUUAAACAAGACAACCCGUCUCAUUUAGACUUCUAAAAGCUACUUUGUGUCAGUGUCAGUUUCAGUUUUAGUCAGACUUGCAUUGUUUUAUGUAAUGAUCUUUCCUUCUGUAAAGGAGCAGCACUACUUUCCCUGUCUGAAGUCUUUGCCAUGCAAAUGUAAAAUGCUGAUUAGAAACCAAGGUACAAAUAUACAUGGCCAUAGAAUCGCGUUCACCAGGAGCAAUCUGUCUGGUUUCUGUAAUCCCCCACCCCGAUUAUGGAAACCAGGUUUCGGGUUUACAUGAUGUUUAUGAAAUCACCACCAACUGUUUCCUGAUUACUUACUGUAAGUGCAUGUAAAUGCUCUGCUUUUUAGAAAUGGUGCAGGAACUGCACUGCCAUAUUUGCAAGACACAGUUUUUAGUAGUUGUUUAAAUUAAACCUUCAUGUGCAAACACAUAAUUAUCCAUUGUCAUGAACAAGCUGUUGCUCAUACAGAAAGAAUGAUUGUCUGUGUCCUAUUAUUAAACAUUUGAAUUCAUUUGUGACUCUAAACACAAUCAUAAACCUUUAUGAUUGAGACUAGAAAGAGAAUUAAGGUUUCCAUUAGGCAUGCAGUGGUUAGAGUAGGAUCUAUAGGUUUAUUGGGGCUCAGGUUCUGUGGCCCUCACAAGUUCAUGAAAUAAUUUGUGUUCUCACACAUACAAGGGUAUGUAAAAUACAGCACUAGUAUGUUUGUUUAUCUGCCAAUGUUUCAGUGUGUGUGUAUGUGUGUGUAGGUGGACAUGUGUUUAAGUGUCUGUGAAGGCUGCCAGUAACUGGAUGCUCCAAUAUGUCUAUGAAUAUGUCUUGGCAGCCAUAUGAACCACUUGGCUGCUGAGAAGGAGAAGAGCAGAGGAGUAGGAGGGAGAAAAGAUGGGAGGCCUGACCUUGCAGAUGAUUCAGUCAAUGGAGUAAUCACAACUAUUCCUCUGAGUCGGCAGUACAAACAGGAGGUUACCAACAAGCCUGCGCUCACUUUUGCUGUCUCUUUUUCCUCUUCAUUUAUCUUCUUCAUCUGUCUGUCAGUUUCACAUGGCUGUUUGUUUUACUCUGGAGCAGAAUUAAACUGGGUCUGAUUUGUAUGGGGGAAAGUGACUGUGUGUGUGUGUGUGAGGGUGAGGGGGUUAAGCUCUGACACAGCAGCUGUUUUAACUGAUGCUUCCAUGGGGACGGGUUCAAGUGCCUGCAAUAUCUAACAAGUUUUUUUUUAUCAUAUGCAAAUUUGAUAAUAU